AUGUUUAUACUGGAAGAAAAACCAGAAAAGGUUUACAACAGAUCUAAGGAUGUUCCCUGCCCUGGUUCCUUUCGGAACAUCGUUAGAUACACGAGAACACAAGAGAAUAAGAUUCCUUUCUCUGAACACACAACCGAACUUGCAGACGCUCAUGCAAAGAACGUCUUUCAAAGCAUUCACCUAAAGCAUGAAUGGAGGGAGGGACUUCAAUGGGUUGCCGAUUCUGCCAUACGCUGA
Molecule: messenger RNA, 237 nt
Organism: Schizosaccharomyces cryophilus OY26
Lineage: Eukaryota; Fungi; Ascomycota; Schizosaccharomycetes; Schizosaccharomycetales; Schizosaccharomycetaceae
Exons: 2
Coding region: 1-237 (78 amino acids)
Source: RefSeq, a predicted model, not a curated record